CGUGUAAUUGUUUUCCCUCGCAUUUCGGAUUUUGUUCGUCGGCGCUUAGCGACUCCGUAGAAAUUGUUUGUACAACAUUAAAUUUAACUUAUUUAGAAAAUAUCUAAUAAUACAAGCUUAUAAUCCACACAAACUGCAACCAUGGUGGAGAGAAUUGAAGAUCUGAAUCUACCGAACGCGGUCGUGACCCGUCUGAUGAAGGAAGCGCUACCGUCUGACAUAAAAAUAUCAAACGAAUGUCGAACGGCACUGGCUAGGGCAACUUCCGUGUUUGUGCUGUAUCUGACCGCGGCGGCAACCAGCGAGGCCGAGUCGAAGAAAAUGAAAACGCUUACAUCGGAACACGUAUUUGCCGGUCUGAAGGACAUCGAAUUUGACAGCUUUAUUAAACCUCUCAAGGAUGAUUUGGAAAAUUACCGGAAAGCCGUGAAAAGCAAAAAGGAAGGCAAAGACAAGAAAACUGAUAAAACAGAAACCGAAGAAGCUAUGGAAGAAGACCCUUUAGUUGAGAAAUGAAAUACCAGCUUAAUUUGCUAAUAAAAAUCAAUCACUUUUAAAA
Uranotaenia lowii is the source of this 559-nucleotide messenger RNA. RefSeq names its product DNA polymerase epsilon subunit 3 (gene Chrac-14). Gene Ontology annotation, cellular component: epsilon DNA polymerase complex; CHRAC. The transcript has 2 exons. Gene Ontology annotation, biological process: DNA damage response; leading strand elongation; heterochromatin formation. NCBI's taxonomy places the organism in Eukaryota, Metazoa, Arthropoda, Insecta, Diptera, Culicidae. The record is from RefSeq and is a predicted model, not a curated record. Gene Ontology annotation, molecular function: protein heterodimerization activity; chromatin DNA binding. Bases 142 to 516 code for a protein of 124 amino acids.